Molecule: messenger RNA, 2653 nt
Organism: Vigna umbellata (rice bean)
Lineage: Eukaryota; Viridiplantae; Streptophyta; Magnoliopsida; Fabales; Fabaceae
Source: RefSeq, a predicted model, not a curated record
AAACAAGGUUCUUCAAUUUGGAUCCCUGGCGGUGAGUCACGGACCAGCAUAACCAGUAAAAUAAUAGCAUCACUAUCACCAUUAUCAUCUUCUUCAUCGUCCUCAUCUUCUUCAUCAAUCUCAGGGUUAACUUCCUCUUUUCCAUCUACAAAGGCAGUGGAUCUGCAAUUGUGAAAAACCCUACACAACCCAAUCAAGUUGCUCCUGCAACUACCACAGGUCUUUGUUGCAAUUGUGCAUGGAAAUAUAUAGGUCGAGUCGGAUCAUUAGCAGGCAGAAAAGGCUACAUCAAUUGGAUGUUGGUUUUGGAUGUUUGGAGAUCUUAAUGAAUUGUUAACGGAGAUUUUGUUUGAUUUUUCCUGAUGUAUGUCUGGCCUCUGGUAAUACAUCCACACUCUGAUUAUUUCUUCAUGAGCAUAAAUCCGUGUUUUGGUGUGAUAAUACAAUUCUGUUUUAAUGGAAAAUUUGUGCCCAGUUCAAUGGGAAGUUGUUAUCAGUUGAGUAUGUGUCCAUGACAGAGGUGUGUGUUUGUUUGCGUGGAGUGUGAUUAUGAAGGUGAAUAAUGUGUUUGUGGAAGAUGAAAUGCGGUACUAAGGAAGUGAUUUUAAGUUGUUUGCUUGGCCUAUUCUGAGUGCUAAAACGUUUUUUUGGGUUGGAUGAGACUGAACUUCCUAGUGGGGCAUUUUUAAUACCAAAAAGUUCGAGUAGGAGAGAGAUAAACAACAAGAUAAGCCUCUGGAACAACUAGAGUCACUGGAGAUAUUGUGUGAUAGAUAUUUCCUGAAUGUACUGUCUGAGUCAAAGAUCUGUAUUUUCUAUAUCGAUUAAGCUCAAAUGAAAGGAGGACAUAUUUAUAGCUUUAAAGGGAGGUUUAUUUUCCUGCCUCUGGUUACCCUUGUUCUAUUUACCACAUUAAUGUGGACAUGGGAGAGAAAUCCAAUAAUAGCUAUGACUUUAAGAUCUGCUCAAGAAUGGUACAACUUACCUUCAGCGGAAGCCCCUAUUGAAUCUGUGGCAACCGCAACACUGGAAAAGGAUGUGGAAAAAUCCGCUACUCCCAGCACAGAAAAUAGAACAGAAAUUCACCUUGAUACUCAGGUUGUGGCAACUGUGGAUUCUAUACCUGCAGACUCUCCAAAAUCUCAAUACAAUCAAAAUUUCACUCCUUCUUCCAGAAGUACAGGAACUCCAACACUGGAAAAGGGUGGGGAAAAAUCCAUAACCCCAACCACACCUGCAGAAUCUCCAAAAACUCAAUACAAUCAAAAUAUCACAGCUUCUUCUAGAAGUAAAGUUUGUAAUUAUGCCAAGGGUAAGUGGGUUGCCGAUAGCAGGAGGCCGCUGUAUUCUGGGUUCAACUGUAAGCAAUGGUUAUCCUCAAUGUGGUCAUGCAGAAUGACACAACGACCAGAUUUCUCGUUUGAGGGAUAUCGCUGGCAACCAGAAAAUUGUGAAAUGCAAGAGUUUAACCGGUCUGCGUUCUUGAGAAAGAUGCAGGACAAAACAAUUGCUUUCAUAGGAGAUUCGUUGGGCCGGCAACAAUUUCAGUCUCUAAUGUGUAUGGUCACUGGUGGGGAAGAGAGCCCAGAGGUUCAAAAUGUGGGAUGGGAGUAUGGUUUGGUAAAAGCACGUGGAGCUAUUCGUCCAGAUGGUUGGGCUUAUAGAUUUCCCAAGACUAAUACCACUAUAUUAUAUUAUUGGUCAGCUAGCUUAAGUGAUUUGCAGCCCUUUAACAUCUCAGACAAACUGUCAAACGUUGCCAUGCAUUUAGACCGUCCCCCAGCUUUCAUGAGUCGGUUCCUCCAUCGCUUUGAUGUUUUGGUUCUUAAUACAGGACACCACUGGAACAGGGGGAAGCUUACUGCGAACAGGUGGAUAAUGCAUGUUAAUGGAAAGCCAAAUGAAGACAAGCAGAUUGAAGUAAUUGCAAAUGCCAAAAACUUAACAAUCUACAGUAUAGCCCGGUGGCUUGAUUUGCAGCUUGUUUCUCAUCCUCGGCUCAAAGCUUUCUUCAGGACUAUAUCUCCUAGGCAUUUCUUCAAUGGGGAUUGGAACACUGGUGGAAGCUGUGAUAACACUAUACCUUUAACCAAUGGAAGUGAGAUCAUGGAAGAAGGGUCUACUGAUACAACUAUUGAAGGUGCUCUAAAGGGUACAAAGAUUAAAAUACUGGACAUAACUGCCCUAUCGCAAUUGAGGGAUGAGGCUCACAUGUCGCGCUACACUUUUAGAGGAACUCUUAAUUCAAGUGACUGCUUGCACUGGUGCCUACCUGGUAUUCCAGAUACGUGGAACGAACUCCUUGUUGCUCAGAUAUAGGCUGUCAUAGUUUAGGCACCUCUCCUUGCUUACAAAUGCAUUACAGAAUGCAUUAGUAAGAUGUUUAGGGCACCAGAAUAUGUUCAUUAUUUAUGGUCUAGGAAGACCAAUUAUUUGUUUCGUCCAAUGAUGUAUUUCAUUUAUUGUUUUCUCAACAAAUAGGAAAAGUGGGGAGAUCGUACAGCCCCAUUCCAUUUUCAUUUUAAUGAAAGAACAAUUAGGCGAAACUUAUAUAUAUGUAUGAUUUGGACAGAAUCGAGGAUGAACAUAACAACACGAGGUAUGAGCUAUAAAUACCAUAGGCAUGACCAAACUUGUCAUGGCCUUUAUUCAA